UUCAUAUAAUAUGUCGUGUUUGUUUAGUAGAAAGAGAAAAUAUGAUGCCGAUUCAAGAAUCACAAAUUAUUCAUAUGUUAGAGGAAUGUACUUCAGUUGAUGAACCAUCGUACGAAAAAAAAUUACCUCAGCAAAUUUGUACCCACUGUUUUUGGCAACUAAAAAACGCAUAUGAAUUUAAACAACAAUGCUUACUUUCCUUAGAAAUUCUUUUCGAGGUGGUAGUUUCAUAUGAAAAUAAUACCAACAUAGAAAAUGAAAAUAAAAAUAUUCCAAUAGAUAUUAAAAACCAAACCGAAUGCACUGAAAAAAUAAACGACCAUCUUGAAACCGAUCAAAAUGAUAUCACACAAAAUUUAUAUCUCGAAGAGUUCGAUGAUAAUAAUUCAAUUUUACAAGACGACAUGGAAAUCCACGAAGAAGAAAAUUCAUCAAGGGAUGAAAAUAAAAUGGAGAAUAUUAUAGAAAAUGGACAAAAAUCUUUAGCGGAUAUUUUACGUAAAAAAUAUAACAUUUACGAUUUAACUUGUAACAUAUGUAACAAAGAAUUAAGUACACGGGCAACUUUAUUACGUCACAUGGAUAUUCAUGACACAAAUCGAUCGUUAAAUUAUCAAUGUAAAAUAUGUAAUAAACGAUUUUACGCACAAGAGAACUUACGUAAACAUGAAAAUCGUCAUAUGGGUAAAACAAAAUAUCAAUGUGAUCGAUGUCCGAAAAAAUUUUACGUUCUAAGUGCGUUAGGUGUUCAUACGAAAACACGACACAAAGCAAAUCCGAUAAAAUGUUCACAAUGUACCGCGAAAUUUUAUCAUCAAUUACAAUUAGAACAACAUCAACGCAAUACGCAUACGGAGAAAAAAGAAUACGUAUGUGACGUAUGCGGUAAAGAAUUUACGUUAAAAUAUUAUCUGCGGGAGCAUCAAAUAACGCAUUCGAAUGUACGUCAUCAUACGUGUGAAUAUUGUAAAAAAGGCUUUAAACAUAAAGGAACCUUACGGGCACAUAUUAAAUUAGUUCAUAUUGAACCGGAACGACGGGAAAUGUGUAACGUAUGCGGUAAAUUAAUUUUACCAUCAACGUUACGUUCACAUCUCGAAUCACAUGAUAAGGAAACUGUCUAUAAAUGUCCCGAUUGUGGGAAAAUUUAUAAUAAUAAAUAUGUUUUACGUGGUCAUAUCAAUGAAAAACAUAAUGCAGAAAGUGGAACCGUUAAUACGGCAAUAGUGUGUAAGAUAUGUAAUAAAAAUUUAACAAGUAAGCGUACGCUUAAGACGCACAUGAUUGUAAUGCAUUCGGAGAUGAAGAAACGUGAAUGUCAUAUUUGUGGGAAAGCGUACAAGUUACAGUGUAACGUGAAUGCACACAUUCAAAGUGCGCACAUGGAUGUACGACCGCAUAUUUGUAGUACGUGUAACAAAGCAUUUCACACAAAAACAUUAUUACGUAAUCAUAUGCGUACGCAUACGGGCGAACGACCAUUUUCAUGUUCGAUAUGUGGAAAAUCAUUUGGAUUUAAAGGUGUCCUUAGUACACAUAUGAAAGUUCAUACAAACAUCGAUUUUGAUAUGAGUCCAUCAAUAAAUAUAAAUGAUUUUCAUAAAAUUUGUCGAAUUUGUUUAAUAACUAAAGAAAAAAUGGUUCCAAUCAAUACACCCGAAGUUAUUUUUAUGCUUGAAGAUUGUUCUUCAGUACAAGAAUCGUAUGAACAAAAGAUGCCUCAGCAAUUAUGUGAAAAUUGUUUUUGGCAAUUAAAAAACGCCUAUGAUUUUCGGCAACAAUGUGUGGUUUCUAUGGAAAUUUUAUGUGAAAUAUUACGUCAAGACGAGAAUUCCGAUGAGAAAAAUUCGAUUUAUUUAGAAGAUAAAAGUGUAGUUGAUGUGAAAUGUGUUACGACUACUAACAAUUCAGAAGAUAGUGUUGAAGUGAAAAGUGAACUAGGUUACGAUGAAGUAUUUUCUCAAGUUGAAACACUUCUAGACGAUGACGGUAAACAAAAUGAUGAAAAAUAUUCAAAACGAUGCAUGAACGCUAAAGUUGAGAAGGUAGAGAAUAGUGAAGAAGAUGAAAAUGAUGAAACAUCUUCAUGUUCUAGUGAUGAAUAUCAAGAAGAUCGUGAUCAUGACGAUGAUUUAGGAUCAGAUAACGAAGCAACUGAAGGUAACGAACAGAAACAACGAUCUUUAGCAGAUAUUUUAAUAAAAAAAUAUAAGAUUUACGAUUUAACAUGUAAUAUUUGUAAAAAGGAAAUAAGUACACGAUCAACGUUACUCCGGCACAUGGAAACACAUGACACGAACCGUCCAUUAAAAUACCAUUGUAGCAUUUGUAAAAAAGGAUUCUAUACAAGUGAAAAUCUAAAGAAACAUGUAAAUCGACAUAUGGGAAAAACAAAAUUCUCAUGUGAUAAAUGUCCGAAGCGAUUUUAUGUUCUAAGUGCACUUGGAGUCCAUUAUAAAUCUAGUCAUAAAGCGGAACCGAUACAAUGUAGUCAAUGUCCAUCACAAUUUUAUCAUCCCCUUCAAUUAGAACAACACGAACAGAAUCACGGCGAGAAAAAAUAUGUUUGUGAUGUAUGCGGGAAAGUAUUCCCGAAAAAAAAUCGUCUAACCAAACAUAAAAAGUAUCAUUCCGAGGAACGUCCAUUUACUUGUAACAUCUGUGAGCGGGGUUUUAAAACGAAAGCGGAUUUAACAUCUCACGUUAAAUUACGGCACGUAGAAAGUGAUCGUCGAGAAGUAUGCUAUAUUUGUGGGAAAUUAAUCCCAGUGGGUACACUAACAAUACACUUGGACACGCAUAAAGAUCGAAGUGUUAAAUGCUCGGAAUGUGAUAAAAUAUUCGCUAGUAAAAUAAUCUUAGAUCGUCAUAUUAAUCAUAUUCAUCGAAAUGGUGGUAUUAGUCAGAAAUAUUAUUGCGAUAUUUGUAAUAAAGCGCUGGGAAGUAAAGGGAGUCUUAAGACACAUAUGAUUACAACGCACUCGGAUGAUAAGAAAAACGAAUGCCAUAUUUGUGGGAAAACGUAUAAGUUAUUAUCGCAUGUACGCGCGCAUAUUCAGAGUGCACACAUGGAUGUUCGACCGCAUAUUUGUUCGAUUUGUAGUAAAGCUUUCCAUACGAAAUUAUUGUUAAAGAAUCAUAUGCGUACGCAUACUGGAGAACGGCCUUUUCCAUGUUCGAUUUGCGGCAAAGCGUUUGGAUUUAAAAAUGUUUUAAAUACGCAUAUGAAAGUACAUUCUAAAUCGUAAAGAUUUCAUUAAGAAAUUUCCGUGCCAGAAGAGAGUAACUCAAUAUCGCGCUUUUUAAAUGUAUUCUUUCGGUUUUAUUUUUAUUAAGCCUGACAGUGGAUCAUGACAAUUGCAGGAGCUGUCAUAGUGGAGAAGAGGAGGAGGCGAUUUCUCAUUUUCUCUGUCACUGUCCAGCUCUUGCCACAAGGAGUUGGACUUACUUCAGCCAGUUUUUCUUUGACGACCUCUCCGGCUUAGUCCGUUGACGUCAAAGGGCUUCUGCUGUUCCUAAGUAGCUCCAAAUAGUUCAUGUAGUAGUGGCGGGAGUGGGCCAACCUUUUUUUUGAUAUCACAACGGACUCUAUGGUCUAAGUGUAAAUAUAUAUUAAAAAAUAAAGGUCCUAAAAUCGAACCUUGCGGUACGGUACUCCAUUUUUACAUAUUGCCAAAUUGAUUCGUUGGGUAAGUUUUCGCACCACACGUUGUAUUUAGUGAUGAUUGAGCCACAAUAUUUUAUCUCUCAUAUCCGGAACAAUUUUCUAAUUUGAGACAUCGUAAUUCAAAGGGAAAUGUAUAAUUUUACAGCUUUAAUUUAAAGAAAAAAAGUAGAGUUCAUUAGACUGAGCAGAGAACACCGUAUCAAUGCCUACAUAAUUUUAUUUUAAAAAAUAUUAUGAUUUUUUUGAGCUUCUUGGAAAUAUUUCUCUGGAAAAACUUUGAUAAAAUCUCCGUCAAUAAUACUUAGUUAAAUAUUCUCUAAGAUUUCGAACGUUUUGGAAAGUUAUUGAAAGCAGAAUGAGCAAAAAUCACACACAGUACAUUCCCUCUUUGUUUCAUACAUAGGAACGUCUAUAAAAACUCUUACUUCAUAUAUUUUAAAUGGCUGAUCGCCAAACUGGAUCAAUAUCAUUAAAUUUAUUUAGCUUCUUUGUAUUCUUUUGAAUAAAUGU
This is a messenger RNA of Chrysoperla carnea, 4177 nucleotides long. RefSeq names its product zinc finger protein 615-like. Gene Ontology annotation, molecular function: zinc ion binding; DNA-binding transcription factor activity; RNA polymerase II cis-regulatory region sequence-specific DNA binding. Gene Ontology annotation, biological process: regulation of transcription by RNA polymerase II. The transcript has 4 exons. Gene Ontology annotation, cellular component: nucleus. The coding region runs from base 42 to 3248 and encodes 1068 amino acids. The record is from RefSeq and is a predicted model, not a curated record. Lineage: Eukaryota; Metazoa; Arthropoda; Insecta; Neuroptera; Chrysopidae.